AUGGGGAAUAGGAACUCAUCAAAUUCAAAGGAUCAUAGAAAGGCAACAAGAGUUGCUUCAACUGAACCUGGCUAUGAUCCAAGGAAGGGAUGGCUGGUUGCUAAACCAGAGGCAGAGACCAAGGUACACCAUGGAAGUGGGGUGUACUCAAAUAACAUCCCACUUGAUAACGAUGAAACUUUCAACAGUUUCAUUCGACGUGCCAAGGGUAAAAUUAGAACCGUGUCUCACAUCGGUCGGGAGCAGAGCAACGUUGCACCUGCACCACCACCAGAUGAAGAGGCUAAAGCCAGGGAUAACCUUAAUAAUCAGUUUUCAAAUUUCAUUAAGAGUUCGAAGAAGAAGUUGAGAAGUACAUCAAGCAUGAGGAUGCAUGGUUCCUUCAAGAGGCAGUGA
Messenger RNA from Sphenostylis stenocarpa, 396 nucleotides. The record is from the annotation of a GenBank genome assembly. Lineage: Eukaryota; Viridiplantae; Streptophyta; Magnoliopsida; Fabales; Fabaceae.